Messenger RNA from Micromonas pusilla CCMP1545, 2074 nucleotides. RefSeq names its product glycosyltransferase family 28 protein. Bases 156 to 1655 code for a protein of 499 amino acids. The transcript has 11 exons. Gene Ontology annotation, biological process: glycolipid biosynthetic process. Lineage: Eukaryota; Viridiplantae; Chlorophyta; Mamiellophyceae; Mamiellales; Mamiellaceae. The record is from RefSeq and is a predicted model, not a curated record. Gene Ontology annotation, molecular function: hexosyltransferase activity.
UAGGACCGACGUGUACGAAAGCAGUCCCGGAAGCGUUGCAGUUGAGACAGGAAGUCAUCAAGAGGUUGUUGGUUCAGCGCAAAGUUGUCGUGCUGCAUAUUUCUGUGAAGCUUACCAUCAGAAAUUAUUCAAAGUCUUUUCGUAUCGUCCUCAACAUGGACUCUUCCUCAGUCUGCUUCUUUCCGGGUAGCUCUGGUGUCUACUCAGCUGGGCGUGUUGUGAAUACUCAGCCGAGCAUCGUCGCAUAUCAGCAUGCGUAUUUGGUCGGCGCCAUCGCCGGACGAUCGUUAAGAGCAAGAGCCAAGGCGCGAGAGCAGUUGACGCAUAGCGCAACUUUGUUGUUUGGUGGUAACGCCUGUUUUUUCGGACUUGAACAUGGGAUGUUCGCUAGCGAUGAGGUAGCCACUGUGUUCACGGGGAACACCGGCGGGACCGGAUCGUGGUCUUCUUCCGAAGGGUCAUUAGAAUUUACACGUGAACCUGCACCCGUGUCUUCACUUGCUAUUAAAAAGCACGUUAUGUGUUUGAUGAGUGAUACCGGAGGCGGUCAUCGAGCAAGCGCGCAGGCUCUUAAAGAUGGUUUCGAAAUCAUGUUUGGUGAUUCUUUUGCCAUACAUGUAGUUGAUCUAUGGAGUAGUAGCUCGCCUUGGCCGCUAUGUAAUAUGCCGAAGAGUUACUUUUUCUUGGUUAAAAACCCAUGGCUUUGGCGUUUGAGCUUCAGAUGUUCAGAACCAGAGAUUCUUCAUGAAGCACUCUUCACGGGGUACACUGCUCUUGUCGGUAGACGCUUUGCAAAGGCGUUCCAUGAGAAUGAGCCAAGUUUGAUAGUGAGUGUUCAUCCACUGAUGCAGCAUGUGCCGCUAAAAGUGUUAGCACGUAUGAAAGCAGAAUCCAGCUUUGUUGCUGCCAGAGUUCCAUUUACGACUGUUGUGACGGAUCUCACCCGUUGCCACAGGACCUGGUUUCACAGGCACGUUGAUAAAUGUUUUGUAGCCACCCAGCUCGUUGCAGCGCAGGCCAUGAGUUAUGGAUUGGUAGCCAAUCAGCUUGCAUGUCAUGGUCUACCGAUCAGGCCAGCUUUCAACGCUGAGUCUCUUCCCAAAGUUGAACUUCGAAGACUUCUUCAGCUUGACUUGACUGCUUCAACUGUCAUGCUUGUAGGCGGUGGAGAAGGCAUGGGUAAACUCGAAGCCACUGCUGAAGCUCUCUCACAAACGUUGUCCCCUGGGCAUCAAAUUGUAGUGAUAUGUGGACGCAAUGAGAAGCUUGCGAGAACGCUUGCUGCGAGGACAUGGCCACUGAAAAUGGUAAUCAAGGGCUUCGUAAACAAUAUGUCAGAAUAUAUGUCCGCAUGUGACUGUAUCAUAACAAAAGCUGGCCCGGGAACAAUUGCAGAAGCCCUCAUUUGCGGCCUGCCGAUUCUACUUAACGGAUUUAUCCCAUGCCAGGAAGAAGGGAACGUUUCAUUUGUUCUAGAAAAUGGUGUAGGUGCUUUCAGUGAAGAUCCAGUGGAAAUAUCUCAAAUCAUUUCUCGCUGGUUCAAAAGUGAUGGUAUCGAGUUAAAUUCCAUGUCUUCGAAAGCGAAAUCACUUGGUAGACCUGAAGCCACUUUCAACAUUGUUCGUGAUCUUGCUGGAAUGUCCACAACCUACUAACUUUUGAUCACUUGCACAAUUUUUCAUACGAGCUCACAAACGUUACAUGGUUUCCAUGGUGUACCUUCGGAGGUAUGCUUUUUAGUAGUGCCUUCGGAAAUGCUUUCGGAAGUACAACAUGUCCUGUUUAAAACUUUGCCAGCCCGAAUCCCGGGCAUUCUUGUCGGUGACUGAUUAGUUUCACUUCAAUACAGUGCACACAUGCGUGCAUGAGUUCUGUAUUGCCGAUACAUGGGAAUGACGCCGGAUGUUCGUUUAUAAAGUAUUGUAUACGAUUUAUGAGGUCGACACUGGCUACCGGUCAAUGUUAAAUCCUAGCUAGAAUGGUUUUAAAACCUUGUCCUGAUAAAUAUUACUUUCUGGGGUUCCGACGUCGCUAAUUGUAAAUAUUGUAAAGAUCGGAACCCGAGGUACAGUCC